UCAGGAGAUCCGAACCCUCCAUCUCUGCUUACCUCCACUCCCACCCGCAUCCCAACCAGUACAACUGCACCGACAGGAAACGCAUCACGCGCAACAUGACCAGGGGGAGGGACCUGGACCACAGGAAGUACACCUUCUUCCUGUCCCCAGAGUCCUAUGACACCACCCUGGACUACCACACACCGGGUGGUGUCAUCGGACCCCUCAGAGGGGGCGGGGCUACGUCUGGAGGUGGGCGUGUUCUCCUCUCUGUGUCAGUACUUCAGCGAGAGCGACAAGCAGUGGAAGACGGACGGCAUGGUGCCGUUACCGGAGACCAACGCCAGCCGCGCCUUCUGCCGCACGCGCCACCUCACCGCCUUUGGAGCCAGCCUCUUCGUACCGGCCAAUGCCGUCACCUUCAUCCUGCCGGAGCGUUCGGGCGUGGCCAGUCUGGUGGUCCUCCUGACGUGUGUUCUGGGGUUGCUAUGCUACGGCGUGGCGGCGGCCAUCUUGCACAAGCUAGACCAGGUGUGUCUGCGCCGGGCGGCCGUGGUGCCGCUCUGCAGCCCGGACGGACCCUUCAAGUACGAGGUCCAGGUCAAGACUGGCUGGAGCCCGGGGGCAGGCACCAGCGCCCACGUGGGCAUCAGUGUGUUCGGGGGGGAGACCCGGAGCGGACACCACCACCUGGACUGCAGCGGGGCGUUCACACGCAACACCCUCGACAUCUUCCACAUCGCCACGGAGACCAGCCUCGGAAACAUCUGGAAGAUCCGCAUCUGGCAUGACAACAAGGGUCUCUCCCCUGCCUGGAAGCUCCAGUACGUCCUGGUGAAGGACCUGCAGACAGGAAGUAGCUACUACUUCCUGGUGGACGAGUGGCUGUCUGUGGACAACGAGAGGACGGACGGACGCGUGGAGAUCGAAGUGGAGGCGUCAGCGGAGGCGGAGCUUGUGCGCUGGCCCCGCCCCCUGGUGUGGGAGCUGCAGAGGGCUCUGGCAGAGAGCCACCUGUGGGUAUCUCUGUGGGAGCGCCCGACCCGCAGUCCCUUCACCCUCCUGCAGAGGGCCACCUGCUGUGCCCUGCUGCUGCAGCUGUGCAUGCUGGCCAACAGCCUCUGGUACAGCUGUGUGGCACACACACACCUCGGCUUGGUGUCCAGGCGGGUGUCCGUCUCCUGGGAGACCCUGCUGGUGGGCGGAGUCAGCUGCCUGCUGGUGUAUCCCCUGUACCUGCUGGUGCUCACCCUGCUCAGGAUGAGCCGCAGCCAGUGUGUGUCCGUGGAGCAGGUUUCUCCGCAGGUGGAACAGGAGUCGGUGGAGAUAGAUGACUUUCUGGACGACUCCCUGGCAGGAAGUUCGUUCCUCUUCCUCAACGGACUUCCUGGAGAGUCCUACUCAGAGGAGACCAAUGAGGACCCCCCCCACCCCUUCCACUAAAAGUAUGGAGAGCUGGAGCGAGACUGAAGAGGACGAGGAUUGUGAUUGGCCGGAGCUGUUGAGUGACGCGUCGGUGGUGGGCGGGGUGGGGCUGGGGGCGGGGCUUCCCAGGCUGAAGAGGGGUCAAGGUAGUAGACACUUGGGCGUGGGACAUGACCUUUGACCCCGACGAUGAAUGCAACCAAUACUUCACCUCCUCAGACGAGGACCUGAUCAAGCGCAUCCUGGCGGAGGGUCAGCUGCAGCUGUGCGACGCCCAGCAGCUAUUCUCCCAGCCUGACAGCGACCUGGCUGACCUGUCCAGUAUCUUGGGGGAUAAGACAGAGGUCAUCCUCCUGCAGAAGCUGAGUGACCCUCUGACCCCGGGGGGGGGGGGAGGAGAAACCCCCCGAAGACGAAGACCGCCUUCACCUCCAACACAGUUAUAACUGAUGUGUGUCGCCCGAGGCGGUUCCCUGCCUGGUGUGGCCGUGCAACCCUAUGGGGGAGCUGGGCGGGGCUUGUCCUGGCCAAUGGGCUGUCUAUGUGGGCGGGGCGAGGUUUCAGCUGAGGGCGUGGCCAUGAUGUGGCUGAUUUCCUGUAUCGGCAGCUUCCUGACUUCCUGUUUCCUACUGGAGCCAA
Molecule: messenger RNA, 2043 nt
Organism: Osmerus eperlanus (European smelt)
Lineage: Eukaryota; Metazoa; Chordata; Actinopteri; Osmeriformes; Osmeridae
Product: polycystin-1-like
Exons: 13
Coding region: 157-1422 (421 amino acids)
Biological process (GO): calcium ion transport; kidney development
Cellular component (GO): plasma membrane
Molecular function (GO): monoatomic cation channel activity; protein binding
Source: RefSeq, a predicted model, not a curated record